Messenger RNA from Centruroides sculpturatus (bark scorpion), 3323 nucleotides. Its product is annotated as inactive dipeptidyl peptidase 10-like. The coding region runs from base 24 to 2918 and encodes 964 amino acids. NCBI's taxonomy places the organism in Eukaryota, Metazoa, Arthropoda, Arachnida, Scorpiones, Buthidae. The transcript is spliced from 24 exons. Gene Ontology annotation, biological process: proteolysis. The record is from RefSeq and is a predicted model, not a curated record. Gene Ontology annotation, molecular function: dipeptidyl-peptidase activity; serine-type peptidase activity.
UACCAGACUGUCAGAGAGUACCAAUGAACUACACCAGUGGAUCUGCAUCCGCCAACAUCUCGGGAAAAAUCCGAGACUUGCCUGUAUCCAGCAGCUCAGGACAUGCUCAACAAAGUGAUAAAUCCAACAUCAAUGAUCAAUUCGCCGAUUUAAUAUCACCCGGACCGGAUGAUAGGAACUGGAGAGGUAUUGGUAUUGCUCUAUUGGUUAUUGUAGCUGUGUGUGCACUCAUUGUUGCAGCAGUCAUUUUAUUGACUCCAGCUGACAAGGGACUUCACAUAAGAAAUGCUAGACUUGAUAUGAGAGAAGUUAUUGGUGGCAAUUUUGAGCCUGCUACAUUUAAUGGAACAUGGAUAACAGAUGAUGAAUAUAUGUUUCAAGAUAAAUAUGGAGCAAUUGUUCUGUAUAAUGUAGAUACAAAGAAUAUUACUGUAUUGAUGUCUAACAUUUCAUAUAACCGACAUUAUAUUGAUGGAUAUAGUUUAUCUCCAGAUAAAAAUUAUUUACUAAUUAUUCAAGAUAUAAAAAAGAUAUACAGAUAUUCAUUUACUGCAAAGUACCAAAUAUAUAAUAUUAGUGAUGACAAACUUUCUCCACUACUUCCGAAAAAUUCUUCAAUAAGAUACCAAUAUGCCGAAUGGGGAACAAAAGGAACACAGUUGGUUUAUGUUUAUGAAAAUAAUAUAUAUUAUCUUCCAAGUGUUUUCGAAAGAUACACACCAACUCCUCUCUCUCACACUGGAGUUUUUGGAGCAGUAUUGAAUGGGAUUCCAGACUGGAUUUAUGAAGAGGAAAUAUUUUUAUCUAACAAGGCAAUAUGGUGGUCUUUGGAUGGUACAAAAUUAUGUUAUGCCACAUUUAAUGACACAGAAGUUGAUAUUACAUCAUAUUCAUGGUAUGGUUCCCAUAAAGAUGUAAAUAUAUAUCCAGAAAUUGUCCAAAUACGAUAUCCAAAGCCAAAUCGAAAAAUUCCAACCAUCAAAUUGCUUGUUGUUGAUCUUACUCCUGGUAAAUUUGUACCUCAGACUAUUCAUCCACCACGAGAAUAUGCUGACAAGUAUAUAGUUUAUGAAAAUAAUAUAUAUUAUCUUCCAAGUGUUUUCGAAAGAUACACACCAACUCCUCUCUCUCACACUGGAGUUUUUGGAGCAGUAUUGAAUGGGAUUCCAGACUGGAUUUAUGAAGAGGAAAUAUUUUUAUCUAACAAGGCAAUAUGGUGGUCUUUGGAUGGUACAAAAUUAUGUUAUGCCACAUUUAAUGACACAGAAGUUGAUAUUACAUCAUAUUCAUGGUAUGGUUCCCAUAAAGAUGUAAAUAUAUAUCCAGAAAUUGUCCAAAUACGAUAUCCAAAGCCAAAUCGAAAAAUUCCAACCAUCAAAUUGCUUGUUGUUGAUCUUACUCCUGGUAAAUUUGUACCUCAGACUAUUCAUCCACCACGAGAAUAUGCUGACAAAGAUUAUUAUGUAACUUCAGUACAGUGGAUUGAUUCUAAUCAGCUAGCAAUUGUUUGGUUGCAGAGACUUCAAAAUUCAUCAAUUAUUAGUAUCUGCUAUGGUGAUAAAGGAUGGAAAUGUGAAAAAAAUUAUCAAGUUAACAGUGACAAGAAUGGUUGGGUUGAAAUGAAUAAUCCUCUUAUUUUUUCUUCAAAUAAACAAAAUUAUUUCAUUUAUCUUCCCAAGUCAGAAGGGUUUUCUGGAAAUUUUAGACAUGUUGCUAUGAUUAAUGUAAAGAACAGUAGUGUGCAAUUUUUGACAAGCGGAAAAUAUGAUGUUGUGCAACUUCUUUCUUAUUAUAAAGCAAACCAAGCUAUAUACUUUAUCAGCACUUUAGAAGAAAAAUCAGGUGAACAACAUCUAUUUGCAGCCAGUUCUCAUAAGAACAUCACAUGUUUGUCAUGUAAUUUGGGGAAAUCUUGUCUUUUUAAUAAUGCUAGAUUCAGCCCGAGUGCUAAAUAUUUUAUUCUUGAGUGCCUUGGUCCUGAUAUACCACAAAUAGAAAUGAGAAGAACCAUUGACAAUAAGCUUUUGUAUGUCAUUAACGAUAACAAAGCUCUGCGUGAGCUAGUUGAUAAAAGAACUUUACCAAAAAUUCGUUCCUUCAAAGUACCAUUGCAUAAUGGAUAUAAAGCAAAUGUACGUUUAUUUCUGCCUGCAAUUUUGAGAGAUGAUGAAAUCACAAAAUAUCCAAUGGUAGUAAACGUAGAUGGAUCACCAGGAAGCCAAUUAGUAAAUGAAAAAUUUAGUAUUCAUUGGGGAACGUAUUUAGCUAGCAAGAAAAAUUAUAUUUAUGCUUGGAUUGAUGGACGAGGAAGUGGAAAUAGAGGAGAAAAAAUUCUACAUGAAAUUUAUCGUAGAUUAGGUACUGUUGAAGUAGAAGAUCAGGUAUCUGUUACUAGAUAUAUGAAGAGUGCCUUACCAUUUAUUGAUGAAAAGAGAGUUGCCAUAUGGGGAUGGGCUUAUGGUGGAUAUGCUUCAGCAAUGGCAUUAGCUUCUGAUGAUGGAGCAUUCUCUUGUGGCAUUUCUGUUGCACCUAUUACCAGCUGGCUUUAUUAUGAUUCAGUUUAUUCUGAAAGAUACAUGCAGUUUCCUGAUCCAUCUGAUAAUUUUAUUGGUUAUGGUAAAGCUGAUUUAAUGAAAAGAGCUGCUAAUAUGAGAAGGAAGAAGUAUUUACUUGUUCAUGGCACUGCAGAUGAUAGUGUCCACAUUCAGCAAUCAAUGUUAUUGAUUAAAGCACUUACAGAUGCAGGUGUUAUUUUCAGAACUCAGAUAUAUCCAGAUGAGAAACACAGUUUACAUAAAGUAAUAUUUCACUUAUAUUGGACUAUGGAAGAUUUUUUGGAGCAGUGCUUUUCUUCAGAUCAACAAGAACUUGAAAUUGGUUUACAGAAAACCAAUGCAGUCAAAAGUAAUAAAAGAUAGCCAAAAAGUGAAGAUAAUCUUGUAAAUAUUAGUUAAUGCUGAAUAGUAGAUAACUUGUUGACUACGAUCAAUUUCUACAAAGUAAGAAAGACAUUCUUAUGUUUAAUGCAUUGAAUUAUUUCAUUACAAACCAAAUUAAUUCCUGCAAACAUUACUAACAAAUUUAUAAAUGUAACCAUAUCAACUAUAUUAGUGAUAACCUGUAAGAUACGACCAUUAUUCCAUGCCGGAGACAUACAUAUAUCUUAAUUUUUGAUACGAUUCGAUUAUUUAUACCGAAUUGUAAGAUAAUUUUUUGGUUAGAUUUAUGUAGAAUGAGUUCUUAAGAAAAAAAAAAACAUUUAGUGAUCAAUCUGUGAUAUAUAAAUCAAUCCUGUGAUUUAAAAAAACAAAAAAAACUUAAAA